This is a messenger RNA of Xyrauchen texanus (razorback sucker), 5991 nucleotides long. It is a transcript of the gene phldb1a, whose product is annotated as pleckstrin homology-like domain, family B, member 1a. Gene Ontology annotation, cellular component: basal cortex. The coding region runs from base 447 to 4889 and encodes 1480 amino acids. The record is from RefSeq and is a predicted model, not a curated record. Gene Ontology annotation, molecular function: protein binding. NCBI's taxonomy places the organism in Eukaryota, Metazoa, Chordata, Actinopteri, Cypriniformes, Catostomidae. Gene Ontology annotation, biological process: regulation of microtubule cytoskeleton organization. The transcript has 26 exons.
UAUUUUUCUCAUUCUCUCUCAUCUCUUGUUCUGGAUGAUCUGUCUAUCCUGCUCUAGUGCCUUACAGAGGUAUAGAUGAAUGAAGAUGUCCUAAAGUGAGCAUGAGAUAGAACUACACCUGUUUCCAGCACGUGGGAUAGACUGAGCUACAGUUCAGAGCUGUUCCUACUUGAACUCAUAGCUGUGGUGGUAGUAUGCAAUUCUGUCCUUCAGAACUUCAGAGCAUUCAGGAAGAGUCAUGAGUGAGAAGCAGAGACAAACAAAGACAGAGAGCUGGACUAUAGAUGGUCAGCUAAAAGCUCAAAGCCAUAAACACCGGACAUUGCACAGAGGCUGUCAGUAAACAAGGCCAUGAGGCUACAGAGUGGGUAUUUCUUGGGUUAAGAAGAUGGUGAGGGGAUCAGGAUCUUAAUUAGUGUCAUGAAGUGAUUGAUAACUUCAUAGUCAUGGACAGGCUGAAUCACAAUGUUCCAGCACAUGGCCGCCAGACUCAUCAGGUGCUACAGAGCACACCACUGGACCUCAUUGAAACAGGCAAGACACUCAAAGUCCAGGCAGAAGGACCCCAUCUUGUCAGCUUGGGAAGUGGCCGUUUGAGUACAGCUAUAACUCUACUGCCCUUGCCAGAGGGGAAGACGACACUUGGCCAUGGGAACACAGAUAUUAACAUUCAGGGUCCGGGCGUCACUGCUCAACACUGCUACAUUGAAAAUGUGGGGGGAGCCAUCACUCUGUACCCUAGUGGAAAUCAGUGCUCAAUGGAUGGCCUAAAAGUUACCAAGCCUGCUAGACUCACACAAGGGUGUAUGCUGUGUUUUGGUCAGUCAUCCUUUUUCCGAUUUAACCACCCAGAGGAGGCCCUCAGGAUGAAAAGUUUGAUGCCAGGUGGAAACCCUGGACUUACCAGUGCUUACAGGAAUCACACAGAAGCCCAUGGCCAGCUCAAUGGAAACCAUGUUCCUUUGCACGAGCAAACUCGUCCUGGACAUGGCACUCUUGUCCGCUCUAUUGAGAAAGACCUCCAUGAUAUUAUGAACUCUUUGUCUAUGGAAGAAGCCCAGGCUUCUUCUUCUGAGCACCAUAAACAAACACGCCUCCCCAUUUCACAAUCUUCCAUGCUCAACGGGGGUGGCCACAGGCUUGUCUCUCCUCCAAACAGUCCUGGUGCUAUGUCUUUAAGCUCCAGCUAUGAAAAUAGCAGUCCUCCUUUCUCUUCCCUUUCCAUCCCAUCUGUGGUUAGCAGUCCAGGGACUUGUUUGGACUCUGCUAAUACUCGUUCCACCAACUACAACCAUGCUGUCCAGUCCCCAGUGCCACAACCACGCACUUUUACAUCCAAGGCCAGCAGCUCUAAUGGGGGGCUAAAGGAACAAGAAAGUCCCAGGAUUCAGAGGAAAGCCUUGUCUGAACCCCCCCCAAGCCCCACUACAAACCAUAAAUACCCAAACCAGGCUGCUCUAAUCAGAGGUGGAACUGAGAGUCCAAACCUUGCCCAUGGUUCCUCUUGUGGCUCUGUCUCAAUUGCAUCUGGAGAUUUGGGCAGACAGGCCAGUGCCAGGCUAAGCCUAAAGUCUGUCACAACCUCUUCAUCACCAGCCUCUUCAAGCCCAAGAUCCAGUGUUGGCUCCUCUGUCCAAGAAAGUUCUUCCAGUCUUCAGUCCAACCAGUCCCACUCACGCCCACUCUUCCAUCCCGAGAGCCCCCAAUCCACCCGCCGUUGCAUCGAGCCAUCCAGCAUGCAUGAUCUCCCUCCUCUCAGCCCCUCGGCAGCACGCAGAGGUGUCCUAGGAGUGCCUGUUCUCCCUGGAGUUCUACCUAGCAUUCCCCUGACCCCUCGCAGCCAAACAGGUCGGAGCGUGCAAGAGAGUCCUCGACUCCAACAACGAAUCACAACAGAGGAAGAAGUAGGAAAUAGCAGGCUGCGAGCCAGAAGUCCAUCUCCUGUAUCAGGAUUAUUGAAGGACCAGCCAGGUGGACCUGGAGGUAGGCAGAGGGCUGGUCUCACCCCAGCUCUUAGCUCUGAGACUUUGAUGUCUCCUCUCACCAGUCCCCGGAACCAAAGAAAGAACCAGAGAGAGCCACGACAGGUCCAGCCACGUACACAGGAACGCAAGAACAGCAUAUCAGAGGUCAGCGAAAAAGAGGAAGACUUACUGGAGUACCAUCGCUGGCAAAGAGAGGAAAGGAUGCGUGAGCAGGAGAUGGAGAGGCUGGAGAGGCAGAGGCUUGAGACCAUCCUGAAUUUGUGUGCGGAGUAUAAUAAGAGUGACCCACCGGUUGGGGUGGACACAGGGAAGGCGGGGCAGUUUCCAGGUAUGGAGGAGGUCUCUAAUCAGCGACCCGGCCCUGACCCUGUAAGUCUGGCAGUCCAGAACUCUCAUAGACAGAGAGAGAUUGAGGAGCAAAACCUGAAAGAGGAGUGUAGCAGCACUGAGAGCCAGCACCAGGAGCAUGAAGAUUCAUCAGUACUGGGGCAGCAGGAGAGAGUGUAUCUGGAGGAAGAGCGGCUCAGGGUUCUGGCUCGAGUGGAUGAGCUGAAGGCACGUGUCACUGAGCUGGAACAACAGAUACAGGGGUCCAGGCAAGAGGCAGAGAUGGAGAGGGCAUUAUUGCAGGGAGAAAGGAGGGCAGAGCUCGAUCAAGUGGAGGCGGAGUUGGAGAUCAUCAGUCAACUUCAGCUCAAACUUAAUGAAAUGGAAAACACAACUCACAUGGAUAAAGAGAAGGAAAGAGCAAAAGUCUCAGCUGAACGGGAUGUCCUGGCCAGGCUGAGGGACUCGUACAGUGAGCUGAAGGGCCAGCUUCAUAAAUGCCCUGAAUCACUGAGGGAGCACUUACAGGAACAAUUGACCAGGAAGGUGGAGGCGCUAGAGUCGGCCACUAAGCGCUUUGAGGAUUUGGAGUUCCGCCAGUUGGAGAGAGAGAGUGGCAUAGAGGAGGAGAAGGAGACGGUCAGCCGACAGCUGUUACAAGAGAAGGCAGAGUAUCAUCGCAAUGUGACCAAAAGGAAGGAGAAAAUGGUGGCUCUUGAGAUCCAAGCUAAUCAACUAGGUCUUCAGGCAGCUCAGGAUUGUGAAAUGAUGGCCAAAGAUAGAAAUCUGGCCCUACAGAUGCUCCACAAGGAAAAAGAGAUACUGGCUUCCCUGGAGAAGAGAUACCAGAGCCUGACAGGUGGAAAGACUUUCCCCAAGCCUACCAACACUCUGAAGGAGGAAGUGCUGUACAUCAGCGAAUCUGACCUUUUAGAUGCUCUCCCAACCCAGCAGUCUCUACUCCCCUCGUCUUGUUGUCAAAGCUCCACCCCUCAGAUAUAUUGUAACAGGCCACAGGAGGAAUACCUCAAACUCUCUGAUGUAUAUAAGAUGUAUGGGAAUGGAUGUUUCCCAGCCCAAACUGCCUCCCCUAACACUUUCUGUCUCCCGCUGGCUGUAAUAUCAGACACACCUCGUGAGGAGUAUGUGACAGUCAAUCAAUUAAACCAGUUGUUCGGGAUGCCAAGGGUUGACCCCUCCCCUUCAUCUUCUGUCCAAUCACUCCAAGCUAUUGUCACUGACCCUUUCCACUUCAGCCACACAUCCCAGUGUGGCUCCUCCCAGUCACUUCCUGUUGAGACACAGCAUGCAUGGAGUAGGCCUUCAAUCCCCAGGCUAGAUUCAGAGCGCUGGUACCAGGAAAUCAUGGCAGCAGGGGAGCCCAGUCAUGGCUGCCCUCCCCCUCUGCCAGCCAAAUGUCUUUCCUCACGUAAACCUAUGCAGAUCUCCAAGUUUAUGCAAGAUGGAGAGUUGGGACAGACUAAUGGCACCUUCACUCCCCCGCCACCCAGCAUGAUCACAUCAGGGAGAAACACACCCACUAAAAGUCUUCCAGAUCUAUCUCCUGCUUAUUUGGACUUAGACUCCAGGAGACAGUUGGAUCUGCAGGGCAGAGGGAUCUAUGCAUGUGAUGAUUCCAGAAUCCACCCUACAGAUUCUAAACAGAGGCCUGAGAUAGAGUCUCAAAGACAUUGGGGGGCACCACAGGGCUCUCACUCCCAGCUCAACAUUUCUUUUCCAUCUUCAGGAGCUCCCAUGAUACACUAUUCUAUUCUGCACCACCAGGCACCCCCAACUGGAGAAUCAACUUAUGACACUCUGAGUCUGGAGAGCUCUGACAGCGUGGAGACCAGCGUAUCUACUGGCAACAACUCCGCCUGCUCACCUGAUAGUGGCAAUGGGCUGGCAGGACUGAGGCUGGAGGAGAUGGAGAAGAUGUUGAAGGAGGCCCAGCAGGAGAAAGCCAGACUGGUGGAGAGUCGAGAGAGGGAAGUUCAGGCACGAAAGCAACUGCUGGAUGUUGAGAGAAGGAGGCGGGAGGAGGUGGAAAGGAGGUUGCAGGAUGAGACUGCACACAGACAGAGACUUGUGGAGGAAGAGGUCAAAAUGAGGGAGAAACAGUGUUCUCAGGCUCGGCCAAUGACGCGCUACCUGCCUAUUCGGAAAGAGGAGUUUGACCUGCGUUCUCACGUGGAAUCGUCAGGCCACUGUGUGGACACAUGUCCGUAUGUCAUUGUUACAGAGAAAAUGUGCAAGGGCCAUCUUGUGAAGAUGGGUGGCAAGAUCAAAUCCUGGAAAAAACGCUGGUUUGUCUUCGAUCGUCUUAAAAGGACCUUCUCUUAUUACAUAGAUAAGCAUGAGACCAAACUGAAGGGUGUCAUUUACUUCCAAGCCAUCGAGGAGGUCUAUUAUGAUCACCUGCGCAGCGCAACUAAGAGUCCAAAUCCUUCCCUGACCUUUUGUGUAAAGACUCACGAUCGACUUUAUUUCAUGGUGGCACCAUCUCCUGAAGCCAUGCGAAUUUGGAUGGAUGUCAUAGUAACAGGUGCUGAGGGCUACACACAGUUUAUGACCUGAGGGCGAGAUAGCGGGACUAUGCCUAUAAUUAUCUGAGAGCAGCAUGACUAAUUUAACAGGACAUGUAGCCUGUGUGAAAUUGUGUCAAGUUUUGUCAAAACCUUAAGCCAGCACUGACUGAUCUCUGUUUCAUUGGGACAAGAAAGGAACUGGAAGUUGAUGAUGAAUUAUUAUGCAACUGAUGCUAAGAUUUUAUGUGGCUUAAAAGAGAAUCUGAAAAACAUAUAUUAUACAAUAUAGAGAAAUACUUUGUAGUUUUAUUUGUAUUACAAUACAAAGACAGAGUUCAGAGCUUACAGUAUUUGCAUUUCAUAUUAAUUAUAUGCUUACUUUUUUCUUUUUCUUAUUACUUAUACAGUAUCUCUUUCAUUUUACAAUGCAAAGCCGUCAGGUGUAAAUUACAACACCAAACACUUAUAUUUACUCUUAGGUAUUUAGUUGCAGUGAUAUAAUUACAAGGAAGAGAUUAGAUUAAAUAUGUAUUAGACAGAUUUCACAAUCUCUGUUUUAGGUGAGAAGGCAGCAUCCACAUGUUUGAUUACCAUGAAAGAUAUUUUACUCCAUUUUACAUAUUGUCUUUGUCUUUUUUGUUGGUCUGAAUUUAUAUAUUUUUUCUGCAGAUUCUUAAAUGAAUGGCUCAGGUGCUAAGACAAGUAACAGCUAAAGCAAAACAAAAAAUAACUCUAUGCCUGCUACCUUAAUUGUAACUUCGCAAAUAUUAUUUGGUGGGGGACCAUUAAAAUAAAUGUUUUAUGUGUUUUAAAAUGAAUCUUAUUACACUAGUUCUAACAGAGUUUGUCUUGCCAAAGCUUUGUGAUGACACUGUAUGUAUAUAUGUAAUCUGAUUUGCACAUCUUUUAUUUCAGGGGUUUUAAAAAUGUAUGGAUGUGCCACUUUGAGAUUAUAUUCACAUAUUUCUUUGUUCAUUGUGCUAUUCAUAAUAUUGAUAUCCUCUUGGGUAUUCUCAAAGUUAAUUAUAUGAACAGUGUAAACUUUUGAUAAAUCAGUGUUACAUCACUAACCAUGUCUGUCUAAAUAGUUGUUUUUUUCUCAGUUUGACAGAAACAAUUAGUAUAUACUAUGAGGCAAAUAAAAAGUAUUA